Molecule: messenger RNA, 792 nt
Organism: Sungouiella intermedia
Lineage: Eukaryota; Fungi; Ascomycota; Pichiomycetes; Serinales; Metschnikowiaceae
Source: the annotation of a GenBank genome assembly
AUGUCGCCAAGCUCGGUAAAAAUGCCAAGCGUCGUCAAUACACUUAAUUCCUCAUCGUCCUCAACUCCGAAUGUUCGUCUUUUAACUCUACAAGAUGUCUCCAAGGCAGCAUUAACACUUUGCGAAGCCUUUCAAAAUGAUACGCUCUCUAUCUACUUGACCAAACAUAUCUCUUCUCAGGAAGAAAGGACCCAUAUCAAUAAAGUAAUGUAUGAGUGUUAUUUGAGACAGCAUAUCGAUAAAGGUUUGUGUGUUGGUGUAGGUGAGACGCAGACUGGCUUUGAAACGGUCGCAGUGUGGUCCGCACCCAAAUCUUAUGACAUAGGCUUGGAAACCUUCCAGGAUUACAUGGAAGCUGGAUUUGAUAGAUACUGGCAUUUGAUUGGGCCAGAAGGUAGAGACAAAGUAUUCAAAGGCUUGCUCCCACUUCUUGAUACUGUGUCGCACAGAAUAUUAACCACUGACCCCAGAUUUCACGAUAAAGGUUUGUAUACAUUGGUUUACUUGGGAUCAUUAGAAUGUGCACGCGGAAAGGGAAAUGUCAGAGCGAUGUUUGAUUUCAUGUUUGAAAAUUAUAUUGAUGUGCCAGGAACGAACAACAUUGCAUAUUUGGAAAGUUCGGCCCCCAGUAAUAUUGGCAUCUACAAUCGAUUUGGAUUUCACGCGUAUGAGAAGAUCGUGUUGGGAGACAACAAGAGACCCGACGCAAAAGAAGGUGUGGAUUAUGCGCUGAUGAAUGUCAUGAUAAGAGACUGUAGGGGAGCUGACUGGAGAGAAAAGGUGGCUGUUUAG